Spodoptera littoralis (African cotton leafworm) is the source of this 1458-nucleotide messenger RNA. Lineage: Eukaryota; Metazoa; Arthropoda; Insecta; Lepidoptera; Noctuidae. The record is from the annotation of a GenBank genome assembly.
AUGGAUUGCUACGUACCGAACAACCCCCAAUUCGGGUUGGUCGAGUAUUGCCCGACAGACCACGGGCUUUGCUGCGAUCCUCUCCAGUGCACCUGUGUCGAGAACCCCUUGAGAGAGUUCCCCGAAGAGUGCUGUCAGCAGGAAAACGAGAACUGCUGUCCAGAAAAUGGCGAAGAUUUGAACGCUUUAAGCGAUACGAUCGCUUGCUCGGCGCUGUCUCCGGACGAGGGGUGGCCGCCCGAGGACAUGGGCUCCUUCUCCUUGCCCCCGCUGGACCUGGAGCCGCUGCCCUCGCUGUUUCCAUUCUCACCAUGCUCGGGAUACAAGAGCGGAGCGGGGGAAUGCAGGGAGCGGGGAGGCGGGGAGGCGGCGGACGUCCUCCUCUCGUUGAAACACGCUGUCGUCCAUGGCGACUGUUCCUCCGAGGCCGUACACCCUCAGAUGAUGGUGAACAACGGUGGCUACCCAUACUACGAACACUAUGGAGGGGCUCCCCUCUUCCCCACCAUGAGCGUCAACGUUUCCAUGAACAUGACUAUGCACGGAUGCCCCCCGGAGCAACUGUGUUCACAGAUGCAAUGGAAUCAGAACGCCUCAACGCCAUCAGUGAACGUGGUCUAUCCACAAUCGCAGAACGUGAUCAGCUCCUCAACCUACCCUUCAGCCACGUAUUCCUUCACCGCGGACUUCCGAACACCAAACCAAAGUGAUCCCCUAAUAACAGCAUCAUCGACAUUUAAACCACUAUUGCAAAAUCCUCAAAAACCGAAUCCUAACUAUGCCUUAUUCCAGCAGAAACCUAAUUUUUCGAACCAGAAGGGUUUAGGGCAGACUUUAAAGAGGCCACCUUCCAAGAUUUAUGGGCAAGAGACGCAGAAGGAACAGAAUAUGGGCAACGGGUACAUCUUGAAUCAAGGACAGAUGCAUCCGCAAGAGUAUGGGUAUGCUGCCUGUGUUAAUUCUUCUGGGAAAGUGCCGGUGGGAGCUCUAAGCAACUGUUCAGAAGAUGACGAACAGAAGCCGAACCUCUGUCGUAUAUGUGGCAAGACGUAUGCUCGACCCAGCACGUUGAAGACCCACCUCCGCACUCACUCCGGUGAGAGACCGUACAGGUGUGGAGACUGCAACAAGAGCUUCUCUCAGGCUGCCAACCUGACGGCCCAUGUCAGGACUCAUACUGGUCAGAAACCUUUUAGGUGUCCCAUAUGUGAUCGUCGGUUCAGCCAAAGUUCCAGCGUCACGACUCACAUGAGAACGCACUCGGGAGAAAGGCCGUAUCAAUGCAGAUCUUGUAAGAAGGCGUUCUCGGAUAGUUCUACUCUAACGAAACAUUUACGCAUACAUUCGGGAGAGAAGCCGUACCAGUGCAAAUUGUGUUUACUGAGGUUCUCCCAAUCAGGCAACCUAAACCGCCACAUGAGAGUCCACGGGAACAUGUCAGGCGGGAUGCUCGGCUGA